This is a messenger RNA of Sclerotinia borealis F-4128, 2865 nucleotides long. The record is from the annotation of a GenBank genome assembly. Lineage: Eukaryota; Fungi; Ascomycota; Leotiomycetes; Helotiales; Sclerotiniaceae.
AUGUUGGGAGUGGGUCCUAUGAACUACCAGGGAACACCCAAGGUAAAAAAGCCCAAAGCUCAUGCAAGAGGUGCGACAAUACCAGGACCUUCCACACCAGGUUCCAUCCAAGCUCCAUUGACACCAGGUUCAUCUUCAACUGGUUUUGGUGGAUUCACCAAUGCUCAGGUUCAACAAUUUCCACAAACACCCCAACUGCCAUCAACCCCAUCACUGCAAACAACAGGUUCAUUCGACAGCAGCAAUUUUCAUACGGUUCUCAGUGAUGCAUCGACAGGUACGAAGAAGUCUGGUGGCUUCUUUCGUCUUUUUAAGAAAGAUUCAAGGUCGGACGGCACAAGAAGUAAGGAAGAUUUACCAAGUCGUGGCAAAACACUCUAUGGUCGAAGUGAAGAGCUUACAGUUGAACCAGAGUCAUUUGAUCCUGUAGAGGAAAUGGGUACUUUGCCACCUCCAGACUACAUUCGGCCUAUACCAGGACAAAAGCUUAUUCCUCGAAGAGAGCCUAAUGCAUUGUCUAGAACAACAUCGAGUCCACUUGGAGGAAUGACGCAGAUCGGAAGAGCUCGAGCUCGGGCUGCAGCCAGGUUGAAUGAAUCAAUUACUGAGGUUUCAGAGUCUGAAUGGCAAACCACUACCGAUGGCGAUGAGGAGCAAUCGGCACUCGCUAAUUCGUCAUCAUUUUACAAUGAAACCUCCAAUAGUUUCAAUGACAUUAUUGACCUCGAAGAGCAACAUCAGUUCAUUGUUUUAGCAUCAGCACCUGAUGGUGAUGAUUCUGCUAUUGCUGAAUGGACCAACUACAUCAGAUGUUAUUCUGGAGGCUCUUUCAACAUCUCGAAUCCUCCUGCUCCACCUCCGCGGCGUAUGGAUUUCACUUACCUGCCAGCAAUGUACCCACAUGAUGAAGCGACCAGAAUUACAAAGCACUAUUCCAUCGAUGUACCAUGGCCUGCAGAGUUGAGUGCAAAACUUCUUGCUUUGAUGGACGCAGCAGCAAAGCGAUUCCGCAUCAAUUCUGCUUCACUCAGUAUCUUUGAUGAACGCUUUGAGAAAUUUAGAAUUGAUGUGGGCUACAAUAUUGGUGACAUCGAGCGCACAACAAGCAUAGCAGCCCAUGCACUUUAUUCGGAAGAAGUUCUCGUCAUCUUGGACACACAUCAGGAUUGGCGUUUCGCGGGAAAUCCUUGGGUCACUGGCUCCCCCUAUACUCGGUUCUUUGCUGGAGCACCUUUGAUCUCAGAUGCCGGAGGAAUCAUUGGUGUUUUUGCCAUUUUCAGCAAGCAGCCUAGAUCUGAAUUCCUUCGAGGUGAUCGGCGAGAGCUGGCCGAAUUUGCAGCCUUGAUGGCAAAGGAUAUGUGUUUGCAUGGUGAACAUAUGUCCGACCCUGAUCUGCGUCAUUCCGUUGUCAGAUCGAAGCGAGAUACAAGAACCAAUUUGGUUCCGCAUCCGCUUCAUUUUCAAAAGCAGUUGUCACCUUUGGUCACCCAGCCAGCUUUCUUCCCCAUGGAAUUCAACUUUCAGAAACAUUCAUCACCUUUGACCAAGCAAUCGCAGUUCUUUACUGACGGUCAAAGCGAGGAUGUUUUCGUGAACUCUCCCGAGACUUCCAUGUCUAUGUCUCAUGACUCAUCGGCUCGUGAUUCUGACAUUUUAUACAUGGCCGCCCCACCACGCAGUAGAGGCUUCUCUGCCGAGUCUGUUUUUCCUAAUCACAAUUCGCCAGAGGCCUUUCACCAAUAUCUGACCCCAACCCAGCCUCAAGGUUCCGACAAUCGUCCAUAUUCUGCAAGUGAUUUGACCUCGGUGGAUAUGCCACAGAACAACACUCCAAAUGACUCGUACUAUUCUGGACGGAAUUCUGAUUAUUAUCAAUUCGAUCUGGAUGGACCAGCUACCCCAAAACAGCCAAGAUUUGUUUUCCCGAAUUCAAUUUAUCGCAGUCUUGGUCCAUCGACCAGUGGAAUCUCGCUGAACAACAGUUUUGGGCGACUGUAUAUGGAAGGUGAUAGCAUGCUAGGAAAUAGCUUUCAUCAGGAGCUCCUGGAACCAGAAGUUACAACACCCAGUACAUCACUUACGAGAGCCUUCUCAACAAUGAGUUCGACUUCAAUUGGUACUUCUUUUUCCAGCAGGAUUGGUGGACCCAACAAUGAUGAUGAUGCAGAAAAUCCAUCUGGUAAUGCUCCAUCCAAUGUUGCUCAGUCAGUUGCUGCAGAAGCAAACUUCUCGUGUUCAUUCAGUGGCAAGAGAUAUGGUUUCGAUCAAGUUUAUGCUGCCAAAGUCGAUUGCCCAUACCCUGGUAUGUCGGACCAGGAACUUUUGGGACCAAAUGGUCUCACUUUGAAAAUCUUGGCAUCUUAUGGUCUUCCUUAUGACUAUGAGUCUGAACUUAACCAGGAAACUUACUUGAAGGAAGCAUUCUUGAAGGCCUUGCGUACCAAUGAGUUUUGCUAUACCUGGAAUCAAGAAGAAGGACCAAGACUUCAUGAACAGGGUGCUUUGGGCUUUGGAGUUCUAAUGCCACUUUCCCCUUUGGCCAUUGCACUUUCUCCAGACAAGGACCAAAGCAGAUCUCGUGAUCAUGGCAUUGUCUAUGCUAUGUUCAACAGAGCAACCUUUGACUCGAACAAGAACCUUCAACCACCUGUCAUGGACCUACAUGGAUAUAUGUGUGCAGCUCAGGCGAUGACAAUACUUCUCUUCAACCUUGAGAUUCCGAAGGAUGAUGAAACUCUGUUGUCAGCUACAAAGUCUAGGGCACCAAGAGGACGCACACCAACAAUCAUUGGCGCCACAGAGGUAGGCCAGAUCUACUACAGUAGACGUUCUACUUCAGGCUACAGCAGAAACUCUUCUUUCUGA